Molecule: messenger RNA, 924 nt
Organism: Drosophila grimshawi
Lineage: Eukaryota; Metazoa; Arthropoda; Insecta; Diptera; Drosophilidae
Product: translocon-associated protein subunit gamma
Exons: 2
Coding region: 149-721 (190 amino acids)
Biological process (GO): SRP-dependent cotranslational protein targeting to membrane
Cellular component (GO): endoplasmic reticulum; membrane
Source: RefSeq, a predicted model, not a curated record
CACAACGGCGCAGCUGUCACUUAGCCGAUUCGAUUGCCUUCGUGUGCGCUUUGCGGUUAUUCUUCGUUCGCCUCGCUUGCGUUGCUGUAACUUUCCCUUGCGCGUUUCGCAUAAAACAUAUAACACAAAAAGAAACACAUACGAAAAAAUGGGCUCAGGCAAGCAACAGAAAGUGCAAUCAUCUGGUUUCACCAAGGAGGAGGAGCUGCUCCUGCAGGACUUCAGUCGCAACGUCAGCACAAAAUCGGCGACAAUAUUUUACGGCAACGCUUUCAUCGUCUCCGCGCUGCCAAUAUGGCUCUUCUGGCGCAUUCACAACAUGGACCUGUGGCCCAGUUCGAUUCUGUUUGUGCUGGUGACUGCGGCUAGCACCUAUUUAAUGGCCACCGCCUACAAGAACAUCAAGUUCCAGCUGAAGCACAAGAUCGCUGUGCGCCGCGAGGAGGCCGUCACUCGGGAAGUUAAUCGCCAGAUGGGCGAUGACAAGAAGAUCACACGCAAGGAGAAGGACGAACGCAUCCUGUGGAAGAAGAACGAGGUGGCUGACUAUGAGGCAACCACAUAUUCGAUUUUCUACAACAAUGCCAUCUAUUUGGCCAUCAUCAUCUUCAUCAGUUUCUUUCUGCUGAAGAACGCGACGCCAUUUGUGAACUACAUCUUCUCAAUUGGUGUGGCGAGCGGUGUCCUCGCGCUAUUCUCCACCAGCGCCCAAACGAACUGAACAACAACUCUUCAUACACAUUACCCAUUGUAGUAGAUUCAUACUCGUAAUUUUAGGUGCCACCUUGAGAAAACUGCGAGCAAGAAACAAAGAUUCCAUUCAUCCACUCGUUGUCUUGAAUUAAAUACAUUUUUAAACACUUUUCGUAACAAAUACAAAAUGUUGUCUUUCUUGUAGAAAGCAUAUAAAACUUCAAAUUUUAA